This is a messenger RNA of Letharia columbiana, 399 nucleotides long. RefSeq lists its product as uncharacterized. Bases 1 to 399 code for a protein of 132 amino acids. NCBI's taxonomy places the organism in Eukaryota, Fungi, Ascomycota, Lecanoromycetes, Lecanorales, Parmeliaceae. The record is from RefSeq and is a predicted model, not a curated record. The transcript has 3 exons.
AUGGAGUACCCGAUAGGUGAAUGCAAAAUAGCCCUCAUCGUCGGGAGUAACGUCGACGGGUCUCCCGGAACAGAUAGUGGGCUGUGGAGUGAAAUUACGCAACGCGGGAAGUCUAUACUCGACCACUGCGUGUUGCACAAAACCAGAGACCCAUAUGGACGGGGAGGUGGGCACGGAGUCGCUGGAAAGCAUGGACGCCUCUUCGUGAUCAUCUACGCCUGGGGCUCUCGUUUCGAUCUCGCGGCUAGAGGCUUGACACCAGGCGAUCGUUUGGCCAUCAAUCCUGCUGCGGCGGGCCUCGUCAACUUGACCGACUCCGCUGCGAUUCCAGGUGUUCAGCUCUCCAAUAUUACACGCUUGACAAGGGUGGUAGAGCCCGACGAGGUACAGGAACAGUGA